This is a messenger RNA of Babesia bigemina, 888 nucleotides long. RefSeq lists its product as hypothetical. The transcript has a single exon. NCBI's taxonomy places the organism in Eukaryota, Apicomplexa, Aconoidasida, Piroplasmida, Babesiidae. Bases 1 to 888 code for a protein of 295 amino acids. The record is from RefSeq and is a predicted model, not a curated record.
AUGGUGGAAAUGAAGCUGGAGAGGAAAAAAUGUAAAUGCGUUGUAUUCUCAUGUAAAGGUGGAAAAGAGCUCUGCACUGAUUCCAAAUGUGAGACGUGUAUGGCGUGCUGUCACCCCGAUUGUAAGGGGUGCGAAAAGAAAUGCAAGGACGGAGAGAAAUGUAAAUGUUUGAAUCUUUGCUGUGGUUGUAAGGAAAAUUGUUAUGGAGAAAGCAAAGAUGGUACGUGUAAAGGAAAAGGUAGCACUGAUUGCCAACGCUGUCGAGAAAAAUGCAAAGAUUCCCAAAAGUGUAUAUGCUAUCAAUGCAACUGCGGAACGCAAUGUAAUGGCUUCCUCUGUGCCUGCUGUUACUUUUGCAAUCCUGGCAAAUGUAAGCGUGAAGGUACUUGCGACGGCUACGUAAUCGGCAAAUGUACGGCCGAAAAGGGAUGCCAAGGCCACGGCACAUACGACGAUGAAGGUCGUCCUGUGUUCGGGAAAAAAUGCGAAUGCGGUCCCAAAGGCAGUGGCAAAGAUUGUACAUGUUACACUAGCAAGCGAAAUCCAAAUGACAAGAAAUGUAGAUGCAUCUUCGGUGACUUUCAAAAAGAUGGCAACUGCUUGAUCAAGUGCGACCUGUGCGGUAAAUUGUGCUCUCAAGACUCUUAUAUUCACCGGGGCACUCUAGUAGUUGUCCCGCUUGCAAUUGCAAUGGUGCUUAUCAUCGUUUGGGUCAAGUACCGCGAUAUAAUUCGCAAGGUGUUUUAUGAACUACGUGGUUCUUCUUCCAGAGCACCCAAGCAUUCCAGCGCAUACACAAAAAACCUGAUCGGUGACAGAAUUCCCGAGGAGAGUAACAUUGACCGCUACUCCGCCAUCCGCCCAGGGACAUACGGUGGCUUGUCUUAG